Molecule: messenger RNA, 1481 nt
Organism: Chilo suppressalis (striped riceborer)
Lineage: Eukaryota; Metazoa; Arthropoda; Insecta; Lepidoptera; Crambidae
Source: the annotation of a GenBank genome assembly
UAAACAAUGCGUACGUUACUAACGCCGCUGCUAACUUGGGUUAAUUUCACAAAAUUUGCAAAAAGUUAUAUUAUUCUUCAGAUUUCUAAUAAAUAACGGUACGUUGAUAACUUAUAAUUAGAAAUGAAAGCAAAAAGUUAAUGUGGAAAACGGGUUUUAAAAAAUAUUGAUUGCCGUUUUUUAUUGCAAAUAUUUAUUAAAUAUUUUUGUUGAGUAUAGUAUCAUAGUACUUAUAAUUUGGUUACAAACUUAAGUGAAUUAACAUUUUAUUGAAAAAUUAUAAUUAUUGAAAAAUAUUAUGUUUGCGUCAAAUGUGGAUGGAAAAAAAUAAAUAAAAAGACUACAAUGCAAUAGAUCCGCCCACUUAGGGUCUGUAGCAAAAAUAUAUGUUUAUGGUUCAGCAAUUAAUUCAAUAACACACGAAAUGAUGGUUAAUAUCAGCGUUAACCUUUAAUAACUUUUUGCUCAAUGUAACAUUUAUUUUUAGUUAGGGACCAACAAAACUUAAAAUGCUCGGUGAGCCGAUAGAUGUAUCCGGAAGUGUACAUAUAGAAUUGUAAACAUUUAUCAUUUAGAUUGUUGAAGGCGUUUCGAACUGCCUUUUUCAAAGUUGCAUAAAAGAAAAAUAGACAUUUACUGUAAUCGCUGUCGCUUCUCUCUUGGAUCGCAUAUCGCCCAAACAGUUCACAAUACGAGCAAGGUGAAGCAACGAGUUGAAAGGGCAGCCCUGUUCGAUAUAAGAGAAGCACAUCCUUGCGAUCCGUACAACCACUCCGGCAUCAGACCAAACACCAGCUUACCGCACAUCUCUCGAUAUGUCUUCAGUGUUUCUUCUAAUCUCCGCUGUUCUGGUGACGCUAGCGUCAAGUGCGCGGCUCGACCACCUCACCGGCUUCGGUGGCGGCGGCGGCUUCAGCGGUGCCGGAGCAUACAGCGGCCCUCCAGCACAUUUCGAGAACGUCAACAACGGAGACGGCACUUAUCGAUUCAGCUAUGACACUCCUACUGGUAUAUCAGCGCAUGAGAGUGGGUCGCCACGCGCGUCGGGUCCUGAGGGUCCCGCGGUGACGGCGGAGGGCGGGUUCUCGUACCGCGCACCCGACGGUCAGCAGAUCUCCCUCUCCUACACCGCUGACGAGAACGGCUUCCACCCCACCGGCUCGCACAUCCCCACGCCCCCGCCCAUCCCAGAGGCGAUCCUGCGCUCUCUGGAGUACAACAGGCAGCAUCCAUCGUCAGACAACGGAGCUUAUAACGCCGGACGAAACUACCGAUAUUGAUCACAAUACUCGAAAAUUGUACAAAGCAUACCUCAAAGCCAUGGACUGUGAUAUCGUCGCGAACGUUAUUAUUAAUUUAUUAAACGUAAAUAUAUUUAUAUAGCUUAAUAAAUGUGCUGCUUACUUUUCGUGAUCCGGUUUUCUUUAGUGAAACUAAAGUGUGCACAAAAAAUAAUAAAAAAAAAUAAGAACUAACGAAAA